This is a messenger RNA of Paraglomus brasilianum, 2103 nucleotides long. The record is from the annotation of a GenBank genome assembly. Lineage: Eukaryota; Fungi; Glomeromycota; Glomeromycetes; Paraglomerales; Paraglomeraceae.
AUGGCAUCCGUCACCGUUUUUAUGGUGGCAGAGAAACCUUCUCUUGCCGAAUCGAUCACAAAGAUCCUUGCCCCCAAUGGACAGUAUCAAACCCGCAAAUCUUAUACAUCUGUCCACGAGUACAAUGGUCAAUUCCGAAAUCAGAAUGCACGAUUCAAGUUUACAUCUGUAACAGAGUUGUCGAAUAGGACAUGUAUACAGAGUCACAACAACUGGGAUGCAACUGAUCCUUUGGAAUUGUUCACUGCACCAACUUUAAAACUGGAAGCAAAUUCCAAGCAACACAUAACGAAACAUCUUCAAAAUGAGUCGAGAGGAGCUGACUAUGUCGUUCUCUGGCUUGACUGUGAUCGAGAAGGAGAAAAUAUAUGCUUUGAAGUUGUCGAUAACGUUUUCAAUAGUAUGAAAGAACCACAGAAAACUAAAGAAAGCAGAAUAUUAAGAGCAAAGUUCUCUGCCAUCACACACACUGAUAUCCGUAAAGCAAUGGAUAAUCUUAUAUACCCGAACAAGAACGAAUCGUUAGCCGUUGAUGCAAGACAGGAACUCGACCUAAAGAUUGGUUGUGCGUUUACAAGAUUCCAAACACGAUUCUUCCAAGGAAAAUAUGGCAACCUAGACGCUGCAGUAAUAUCGUAUGGUCCAUGCCAAACGCCGACACUUUCGUUUUGCGUUUCACGUCAUGACCAAAUCCAGUCUUUCUCUCCUGAACCGUUCUGGAGUGUAGCAGUGACUGUUGCGAGAAAAGACAAUCAAAAUAAGAACAAGGAUAAAGAGGAGACAGUGUUACAUUGGAAAAGGGAACGAGUGUUUGAUAGGCAGAUUGCAAGAAUCUUUGAGAGUACAGUUAAAGAGGCCAAUGAAGCGAUCGUUAUAUCUGUUAAAUCGGAACGAAAGACCAAAUCAAGACCGCAUGCAUUGAACACCGUUGAGCUUCUCAAACACGGAUCGUCCGCUCUGGGAAUAGGUCCACAUGAUGUGAUGUCUAUAGCGGAACGUCUAUACAUGCAAGGUUACAUUUCCUAUCCACGAACGGAAACAACGUCGUACCCAAAAAAUUUUGAUUUAAAUGCUGUGCUAAGAAUGCAACAGAACCACGGUAUUUGGGGAUCGUACGCAAGCGAGCUUUUAGAAAAUGGAGUUCACAAACCUAGUGGUGGUGUGGAUGUUGGUGACCACCCUCCUAUAACGCCCAUGCGAAAGGCUGAAGAAGGAGAUCUUUCUGGCGAUACUUGGCGUGUAUACAGCUACGUGACGCGCCAUUUUCUUGGGUCGAUAAGUCCUGAUAUGCGAUAUAUCCGUACAACGGCUAUCGUUAAAAUAAAUAACGAGAUAUUCGAAUGUUCAGGAUCACGGGUUGACCGAGCUGGAUUUACUAGCAUUUUAUAUUCUCGGACAUUAUCGGACACUUUUAUACCCGAGUAUAAAGAAGGCGAACGAUUGGACAUUACCGAUGUAAAAUUGACCGAAGGUCUAACACACCCGCCAGAUUAUUUGACCGAGAGCGAAGUUAUUGGUUUGAUGGAGAAGCAUGGAAUUGGGACAGACGCGUCGAUUCCUGUGCAUAUAAAUAACAUAUGUCAGAGGAACUAUGUCAAAGUUGAGGGUAAUGCACGACGGCUUGUACCAACAAAUUUGGAGAAAAUCGAUCCUGAUCUCUCUUUACCAACCAUGCGAAGUGACGUCGAAAAACAACUCAAUUAUAUUGCUUUAGGACAAGCGAAAUUCAAAGACGUGCUUGAUCAUUCGUUGAAACUGUUUUCAGCCAAAUUCAAGUACUUUACAGAUAAGAUUGGUCAAAUGGACGAACUAUUCGAAGCGACUUUUUCGGUUAUUGCUGAAACUGGAAAGAUCAUGUCUAGGUGUGGCAAAUGUAGGAGGCCAGAAAGACUUCAUUGUAAGACGUGUGAUGAGACUUACUCACUUCCACAAAACGGAUCCAUUAAGCCAUACAAAGAACUCAAAUGUCCUUUGGAUGAUUUCGAGUUGGUUCUUUUCUCAAUUGGAUCUGAUGGAAUGGGUUACCCAAUGUGUCCUUAUUGUUAUAACUACCCGCCUUUUGAAAAUAUUAGCAAGGGUAUUGUAUUUGCUUUGCAUGCUCAA